AUGGAGAUGAAUGCUUCCAUUGCAAAUAAGGAUCUGGCCGAAAAGGUUGUAAUUGAUAUUGAGAAAAACUUGGAGUCUCAGCCUGAUGUUCAUCAAGCUUGUAUUUACCGGGUUCCUCAAAAGAUUCGUUCACCAAAUGCGGAAGCUUUCACUCCUACACUGAUUUCAAUUGGUCCUCUUCACAAUGGAAAAGCAGAAUUAGCUAAUAUGGAAAAGAAAAAAAAAAUGUACGUCAAAAGUUUUCUUGAACGGAAAACAAUCGAUAAAGCACUGGAUGAAAUUUUGAUAUUCAUCAAGAAAAACGAAGAAAAUAUUCGUAAUUCUUAUGCAGAGAUAUCCAGGCUUGAGAGUCUUGAUUAUAUAAUGAUGGUUCUUUAUGAUGCUAUCUUCAUUCUAGAGAUUUUCUUAAGAGACAAAUUCCGUGACAGAAGUGAUUUAUUGAUAACAAUUGAUGCAUUAAAAGAUACUUUACGCUUAGACCUGCAAUUACUAGAAAAUCAACUUCCAUACUUCGUCCUUGAGGGAAUAUAUGAGUUAACUUUGGUUGGCCUUUACGUGCCUACCUUCAUGGAGCUUUCUUGUUCAUUCUUCACAAAUUCUGAUCACGACUUGAAUCCCUUAGCCCCCGUAGAGAUAGUUAAACAUUUCAUUGAUUGGAGAAGAAGUACCCUGAUAAAAAACCAUCCGAAAGAGGAGUCGGAGGGAUGGAUCAAUGAUUUACCUUGUGCAAUGAAAUUGCAUGAGUCAGGAGUGAAGUUUAAGAGUGUUGAAAGAGAAUGCUUACUUGACAUAAAAUUGGAAAAGCAAAAGCAAGAUAUCCUAUGGUUGAACGAGUUGCAAAUACCACAUUUCAAUGUAAACCUUGAGACUGAACAUCUACUUAGGAAUAUUUUAGCCUUUGAGCAAUGCCAUUACCCAUCGGAUAUUCGCGUUUGCAAUUAUAUAUUUUUCUUGAAUCGCCUUAUUUAUACUGAAAAAGACGUGGAUUUGCUUGUGAGAAAGGGAAUCAUUUCCAAUACUAUGGGCGACAGUGCUUCGGUUGCAAAUAUGUUUACCGAUGUUUGCAAAUAUAUGCAUGAAAAGAAGUCAUCUCAUUACCCCAAAAUUUGCGAGGAACUGAAAGAACAUUAUAACAAUCGUUGGAACAGAACAAAGAUAGCUUUGAGAAGAGCAUAUUUCAACAAUAUCUGGAGAGGCACAACAACUGCAGCAUUUAUACUCUUUUUGCUCAUUCUCAUACAAACCUGCAUUUUAGUCGUCUUUUUCUAG
Molecule: messenger RNA, 1269 nt
Organism: Pistacia vera
Lineage: Eukaryota; Viridiplantae; Streptophyta; Magnoliopsida; Sapindales; Anacardiaceae
Product: UPF0481 protein At3g47200-like
Exons: 1
Coding region: 1-1269 (422 amino acids)
Source: RefSeq, a predicted model, not a curated record